Schizophyllum commune H4-8 is the source of this 1955-nucleotide messenger RNA. RefSeq lists its product as uncharacterized. The coding region runs from base 153 to 1511 and encodes 452 amino acids. Lineage: Eukaryota; Fungi; Basidiomycota; Agaricomycetes; Agaricales; Schizophyllaceae. The transcript is spliced from 3 exons. The record is from RefSeq and is a predicted model, not a curated record.
CUGGCUGGCUGCGAAGGCGAGCGUCCACCCUCUCAUCUGGCUGCGACGGCGAGUUCCACCCUCUCGUCUGGCUGAGAUGGCGAGUGUCUACCGUCUCGUCUGGCUGCGACGACGAGCUUCGUCUGACUGCGACGAGUUAACCACCGUCUCGUAUGGCUGCGACGGCGAGUUCUACCAUCUCGCCUGUCUGCGACGGCAAGUUCCUCAUCUCGCCUGGCCGCGACGACGAGUGUCCACCGUCUCGCCUGGCUGCGACGAUGGCGAGUUCACCGUCUCGUCUCCUCUGCGAUGACGAGUCCUCAGUACCGUCUCGCCUGGCUUCGACGAUGAGGGACACCGUCUCGUCUGGCUGCCACGACGAGCGUCCUCGGUAUGGCUGCAACGACGAGUUCCACCGUCUCGGUUCGGCCGGCCUUCGACGGCGAGUUCCUUGUAUCGUCUGGCUGCGACGAGUAGUCCACCGUCUCGUCUUCGACGACGGCGAGGCCCUCCGUACCGUCUCCCUGCUCCGGCGAGUUCUACCGUCCUCUCGUCUGGAUGCGAAGAGGAGGUCCACCGUCUCGUCUGGCUGCGAUGGCGAGGUGCACCGGCUGGCUGCGACGACGAGGGCCACCGUCCUCUCGUCUGGAUUCGACGACGAAGAGGUCCACCGUCUCGUCUCGUCUGUGACGAGGUCUCCGUCCUCCCGUCUAUGUCACGUCCGCCUCGUCCGUCGUCCUCUCGGCAGCGACGAGCGAGGUCCACCGUCUGUGGCUGGCCGUGACGGCGACGAGGUCCACCGUCUCGUCUGCGACGGCGAGUGUCCACCGUCUGGUCUGGCUGCGACGACGAGUUCGCCGUCCUCUCGUCUCGUCUGCGACGAGGUCCACCGUCCUCGUCUGGCUGCGCCGCCGAGUGUCCACCGUCCUCGCGUCUGCGACGGCGAGAUCCACUGUCUCGUCGGGCUGCGACGGCGAGUGUUCACCGUCUCGUCUAGCUUCGACGAGUGUCCACCGUCUCGACUCGGCUGCGACGGCGAGCGUCUCGUCUGGCCUGCGAAGGCGAGUUCCACGGUCUCGUCCGGGUGCGACGACGAGUUCCACCGUCCUCUCGACCUCGCUGAGCAUCCUACGUCUCGCUCGUCUGCGACGACGAGUUCUACCGUCCUCUCGAUGGCUGCGAGGACGGCGAGGUUCAUCGUCUCGUCUCGCCUGGCUGCGACGACGAGUUCGACCGUCCUCUCGGCUGCGACGGCGAGUUCACCAUCUCAUCGUCUGGCAUCGACGACGAGUUCUCCCGUCUCGUCUAACCUGCGACGGCGAGUUCUCGGUUCGGCCUUCGACGACGAGUGUCCACCCUCUCGACUCAUCGGCUGCGACGACGAGGGCCACCUUCUCGGUCUGCGAGUUCACCGUCUCGUCCGGGUGCGACGGCGAGGGCCACCGUCUCGGCUGGCGGCGACGGCGAGUUCUACCGUCUCGUCUCAUCUGGCUGAGACGAGCGUCCGCCGUCUCGACUGGCUGCGACGAUGACGAGUUCCACCGUCUCGUCUCGUCUUCGACGACGACGAGCUCUAUCGUAUCGUCUGCGACGACGGCGAGUGUUUACCGUCUCGUCUGAUCUGCGAAGGCGAGGUCCACCAUCUCGUCGGGGUGCGACGACGAGCUUCGUCUGGCUGCGACGAGUAGUCCACCGUCCUCUCGGCUUCGACGACGGCGAGUUCUAUCGUCUCGUCUGAUCUGCGACGACGAGGUCCACCGUCCUCUCGUCUGAUCUGCGACGGCGAGUUUCACCGUCUCGUCUGGCUGCCAAGGCGAGGUCCUCAGUAUCGGCUGGCUGCGCCGCCGAGUGUCCACCGUCCUCUCGUCUGGCUGCGACGACGAGUGUCCCCGUCUCGUCUCGCCUGGCUGCGACGGCGAGCGUCCACGGUCUCGUUUAAUCUGCGACAGCGAGUUUUACCGUAUCGUCUGGCUCAC